GAUUAUUAUCUCUACCUUGACGAGUCUUAGCUCCUAGAGACAUUGACUGCUCCGUACAUUUGGUGAAACCGAUAUAAAUAAAUGGAAGCCAUACCCUAAAACACCUCUAGUCAGUGGAGCAUCAGCUCCUCUAAAUCGCCAAAACUAUGAAGCACUCCACGUUGCCCUCCUUAAACACCAUUACUCGAACGCAGGUAAACAUAGAAAACCAAGAAAAAUAUAAGCAGGAAAUCUGAAGAACCUUCUCAUGAGCCCCUCUCUGGCUAUAAAACCUCUGCUCCUCCUUCCACUUCCUCAAAACCUUUCCAUUAAUCUCCCAUCCACACUAACCCUGCAACCCCACUCCACACCAUCUAUGGCCUGCUACUCCAUUAGAGUAGGAGAUCUAUAGGUCCAAGCUCACCGCCUCUCCUAGCUCUCGCCUCCAUCUCCAUGAGCGGGAACCACGCGCAUUGCGCAUUGGCAACUCCGUCCCUAUACAUCUAGCUUGGCUGGCUAGCAAUCCCGGCCCGCCUCGGUCGAUAGAUCUCUCCUCGUUGGUAAACAUGGAGCUGGCGACGAUGGUGACGCUGACGCUGCUGGCCUUCUCGGCAGCGACACUGGCGCGGCUGCUGGUGGAGCGGGCGCGGCGUCGGCGGUGCUAUCUGCUGGACUACGUGUGCUACAAGGGGACGGACGACCGCAAGCUCCCCACGGAUCUGUGCGGCGAGAUCAUCCAGCGGAACAAGCUGCUGGGGCUGGAGGAGUACAAGUUCCUGCUCAAGGUCAUCGUCAACUCCGGCAUCGGCGAGGAGACGUACGGCCCGCGCAACAUCAUCGCGGGGGGCGAGGCCAGCCCCGACCUCCUCGCCGAGGGCAUGGAGGAGAUGGACGAGACUUUCCACGCCGUGCUCGACGAGCUGUUCGCCAGGUCGGCCGCGCCGGGCGGGCUCGGCGUGCGCCCCGCCGACGUCGACCUGCUCGUCGUCAACGUGUCCAUGUUCUCCCCGGCGCCGUCCCUGUCGGCCAGGGUGGUGCGCCGCUACGGCCUCCGGGAUGACGUGAAGGUGUUCAACGUCACCGGCAUGGGCUGCAGCGCCACCCUCAUCGCCCUCGACCUCGCCAACAACUUCUUCAGAACGCACGCGAACACGGUGGCCCUGGUCAUGACGUCGGAGUCGAUCGCGCCCAACUGGUACCCGGGGAACAGGCGCUCCUUCAUGCUGGGGAACUGCCUCUUCCGCUCCGGUGGCUGCGCCUACUUCCUCACCAACUCGCCGCGGCUGCGCCCGCACGCCAAGCUGCGCCUCCGCCACGUCGUGCGCACGCACACGGGCGCCUCCGACGAGGCCUACAACUGCGCGCUCCAGAUGGAGGAUGACGCCGGCCGGCCCGGCUUCCACCUCGGCAAGGAGCUCCCCCGGGCCGCCGUGCACGCCUUCGUCAAGAACCUCCGCGUGCUGGCGCCCCGCGUGCUCCCGCUCCCGGAGCUCCUCCGCCUCGCCUACGCCACGCUCUCGGCGCGCUUCCUCACGCGCAGCAACAAGAAGAAAUCGUCCUCCGCGCUCACCAUCCGGAUGAAGGAAGGGGUGGACCACUUCUGCGUGCACACCGGCGGCGCCGCCGUCAUCGACGGCGUCGGCAAGGGGCUCACCCUCACGGAGCACGACAUCGAGCCGGCGCGCAUGACGCUGCACCGCUUCGGCAACACCUCGGCCAGCAGCGUAUGGUACGUGCUGUCCUACAUGGAGGCCAAGAAACGGCUCAGCAAGGGCGACCGCGUCCUCAUGCUCACCUUCGGCGCCGGAUUCAAGUGCAACAGCUGCGUCUGGACGGUGGAGAGGGCCACCGCCGAUGCCGGCGUGUGGGCGGACUGCAUCCACGAGUACCCGCCCAAGGAGAUCAGGAACCCCUUCAUGGAGAAGUACGGCUUCGUCAAGGACAUGAGCGCCUUGUGAUACAGUCCACCAACUUCACGUACAUGAUCGUCACUUAAUUUCUACGUAUACACGGUUGAUUUUUAAGAAGAUGAAAUAGUACAAGAAGGACAUGACGAGGAAAAAAAUAGAGUUAAGCUAAGGAUUCAUUUGCAGGUACACAUCUAUCUAUCUAUCUAUAGCGUACUUAUGAUUCUUUCUUGUAAUGGUGGCCGUGACGGAGGAGCGGCGCAUUAUUGAACACUGCUGUGGGCCGCGGGAGAUGUGUUCUUUUGUACGUAAUUUAAAUUUUCGGUGUCAAUGUUAGUUUUUUCCUGAAGAAUUGGUUGCGUUGUUUUGUCUCUGUCGAUCUAUCUGAGUGUACGGUUAAUAAAUCAAUGGAAUUCUUUUGUAA
Molecule: messenger RNA, 2310 nt
Organism: Hordeum vulgare subsp. vulgare (domesticated barley)
Lineage: Eukaryota; Viridiplantae; Streptophyta; Magnoliopsida; Poales; Poaceae
Product: 3-ketoacyl-CoA synthase 12-like
Exons: 2
Coding region: 546-1937 (463 amino acids)
Biological process (GO): fatty acid biosynthetic process
Cellular component (GO): membrane
Molecular function (GO): acyltransferase activity, transferring groups other than amino-acyl groups
Source: RefSeq, a predicted model, not a curated record